Gymnodraco acuticeps is the source of this 3884-nucleotide messenger RNA. It is a transcript of the gene ide, whose product is annotated as insulin-degrading enzyme. The transcript has 25 exons. The record is from RefSeq and is a predicted model, not a curated record. Gene Ontology annotation, cellular component: peroxisomal matrix; cytosol; mitochondrion. Lineage: Eukaryota; Metazoa; Chordata; Actinopteri; Perciformes; Bathydraconidae. Gene Ontology annotation, biological process: peptide catabolic process. Gene Ontology annotation, molecular function: metal ion binding; metalloendopeptidase activity. The coding region runs from base 71 to 3118 and encodes 1015 amino acids.
GCUCUAUUACCUUUCCCUAUUCAAAUAUGGCGCAGUAAAAGCCAAGGUUUGUUUUUCAUGGGUGCAAAGUAUGUUUAAGUGCAUUAACCGAACCGCCCAGUUUAAGAGAUACAUCCACUCAGCAGGCAGCAGUUUCUCUAUCAAGCUCAAUUUUAGGCUGGUGUCAUCCUUGCCUCUCAGAAUGACCGACCCGGCUGUGAACAGGGUGGUUAGUGAAAUCAUUCGCUCUCCGGAAGACAAACGGGUUUACAGGGGCUUGGAGUUUACCAAUGGCCUGAAGGCGAUGCUCAUCAGUGACCCAACCACAGACAAAUCCUCAGCUGCUUUGGAUGUCCAAAUAGGUUCAUUAUCAGACCCAUCGAACAUCUCAGGCCUGGCACACUUCUGUGAGCACAUGCUGUUUCUGGGAACAGAGAAGUACCCGAAGGAAAAUGAGUACAGCCAGUUCCUCAGUGAGCAUGCCGGCAGCUCCAACGCCUUCACCAGUGGAGAGCACACCAACUAUUACUUCGACGUGUCCCACGAGCACCUGGAAGGAGCACUAGAUAGGUUUGCCCAGUUCUUCCUGUGCCCUCUGUUUGAUGAGAGCUGUAAGGACCGGGAGGUGAACGCUGUGGACUCUGAGCACGAGAAGAACCUGAUGAAUGACGCCUGGAGGCUGUUCCAGUUGGAGAAGGCCACCGGCAACCAAGACCACCCCUUCAGUAAAUUUGGAACAGGUAACAAACUGACCCUGGAGACCCGGCCGUGUAAAGAGGGGAUCGACAUCCGUGAAGAGCUCCUGAAGUACCACUCCACAUAUUACUCCUCCAACCUCAUGGGACUGUGCGUGUUAGGGAGAGAAUCAUUAGACGAUUUGACCGCCAUGGUGGUUAAGCUGUUUGGAGAAGUGGAAAACAAGAAUGUACCUGUCCCAGAAUUCCCUGAGCACCCCUUCCAGGAAGAACACCUAAGACAAUUCUACAGCGUGGUGCCUAUCAAAGACAUCAGGAACCUGUACGUGACGUUCCCCAUCCCGGACCUACAGAAGCACUACAAAUCCAACCCAGGACAUUAUCUGGGACAUCUGAUUGGUCACGAAGGACCCGGGAGUUUGUUAUCCGAGCUCAAAUCUAAAGGCUGGGUGAACACACUGGUUGGAGGGCAGAAAGAAGGAGCCAAAGGAUUCAUGUUCUUCAUCAUCAAUGUGGACCUGACUGAAGAGGGGCUCUUGCACGUUGAGGACAUCAUCUUCCACAUGUUCCAGUACAUCCAGAAGCUGCGCACUGAGGGCCCUCAGGCGUGGGUGUUUGAUGAGUGCAAGGAUUUAAACAAUGUGGCCUUCAGGUUCAAGGACAAGGAGAGACCCCGUGGCUACACCUCCAAAGUGGCCGGUCUUGUACACUACUACCCUCUUGAGGAGAUCCUGGCAGCAGAGUACCUUUUGGAGGACUUCAGGCCAGAUCUGAUCGAGAUGGUGUUGGAUAAACUGAGACCAAAACACGUCAGAGUUGCAGUGGUGUCAAAGUCAUUUGAAGGGCAAACGGACAAGACAGAAGAGUGGUACGGCACCGAGUACAAACAGGAGGCCAUUUCUGAAGAGUCCCUUGAGAAAUGGGCAAGUGCAGACCUCAACGGCAAGUUCAAAUUGCCAAUGAAAAACGAGUUCAUCCCUACCAACUUCGAGAUCUACCCUCUGGAGAAAGACUCUCCGUCCGUCCCCACUUUAAUCAAGGACACUGCUAUGAGCAAGGUGUGGUUCAAGCAGGACGAUAAGUUCUUCCUGCCCAAGGCCUGCUUGAACUUUGAGUUCUUCAGCCCGUUUGCGUACGUGGACCCAUUGCAUUGUAACAUGGCAUAUUUAUACCUUGAGCUCCUCAAGGACUCCCUCAACGAGUAUGCAUAUGCAGCCGAGCUCGCUGGCUUGAACUAUGACCUCCAAAAUACCGUCUAUGGGAUGUAUCUGUGUGUGAAAGGCUACAGUGACAAGCAGCACAUCCUGCUGAGGAAGAUCAUGGAAAAGAUGACCACCUUCGAGAUCGACGAGAAGCGCUUCGACAUCAUCAAAGAAGCGUACAUGAGGUCUCUAAAUAACUUCAGAGCGGAGCAGCCGCACCAGCAUGCCAUGUACUACCUCCGUCUGCUGAUGACCGAGGUGGCCUGGACCAAAGACGAGCUCAGAGACGCCCUGGAUGAUGUAACGCUCCCACGCCUCAAGGCCUUCAUACCUCAGCUUUUGUCACGGUUACAUAUUGAAACCCUUCUCCAUGGCAACAUCACAAAGGAGUCGGCUCUUGGCAUGAUGCAGAUGCUGGAGGACACACUCAUUGAGCACGCUCACACGAAGCCCCUCCUCCCGAGCCAGCUGACGCGCUACAGAGAGCUGCAGGUCCCAGACGGCGGCUGGUAUGUUUACCAGCAGAGGAACGAGGUGCACAACAACUGCGGCAUCGAGAUCUACUAUCAGACAGACAUGCAGAGCACCAACGACAACAUGCUGCUGGAGCUCUUCUGUCAGAUCAUCUCUGAGCCCUGCUUCAACACCCUGAGGACCAAAGAGCAGCUGGGCUACAUUGUGUUCAGCGGGCCGCGGCGGGCUAACGGAGUGCAGGGCCUGCGCUUCAUCAUCCAGUCGGAGAAGGCCCCCCACUACCUGGAGAGCCGGGUGGAGGCCUUCCUCUGCACCAUGGAGAAGUCUGUGGAGGAGAUGGCCGACGAAGCCUUCCAGAAACACAUCCAGGCCCUGGCCAUCCGCCGCCUGGACAAGCCCAAGAAGCUGUCUGCAGAGUGCGCCAAGUACUGGGGGGAGAUCAUCUCUCAGCAGUACAACUUCGACAGAGAUAACACCGAGGUGUCCUAUCUGAAGACGCUGACGAAAGAGAACGUGAUGCACUUCUACAGAGAGCGUCUGACGGUGGACGCCCCGAAGAGACACAAGGUCUCUGUGCACGUCCUCUCCAGAGAGAUGGACUCCUGUCCCAUCGUGGGGGAGUUCCCGGCUCAGAACGAUGUCAACCUGGCCCCCGCCCCCUCCCUGCCUCAGCCCACCCUGGUGCAGGACAUGACAGAGUUCAAGAGGAGCCUCCCCCUCUUCCCGCUGGUCAAACCUCACAUCAACUUCAUGGCUGCCAAACUGUGAGGGGGGGGCAGCUCCACACGCAGGAAGACCAGCAUCUCACCGAGCCUGCGUGUGUGUUUGCUUGGGUGCAUGUAAAUCUGUGUGUGUGCACGUGUGUGUGUGCACGUGUGUGUGUGCACGUGUGUCCGGCUGCAGCCUAGAGGAGACGAUCGGCAACAUACGCGUUUAAUUUGAAUCACCAUGUUGGCAACGUAGCUCAGAUAGAGGUCGCACACUCACCUUUGAGAAGCUACACACACACACACACACACACACACACACACACACACACACACACACACACACACACACACACACACACACACAUACACACACACCACUGUGUAGAGGAAAUAGUAACAACCUAUGAAAAAAGGCCACACCCCUUUUUAAUGAAGAACAUGGAGGCGUUUAAUUUGAAUUCUCUUUUCAGACAUGCUGCUUUGAGGAGUGAUGUUUGGGGUUGUUGAAGUGUAACAGUAGCACCACGUCUUUUAUCUUUUGGACUCGUAUGUUUCCACGUAACUAGGAAAGGACCGUCAAAGAGAUGAUUUCCCUGAAGGAUAUGUUUAUGCUUUUUGAUUGUUUUUAAUCCUGGCAGGUUUUGAAAUGCUUGUAAAAUGUUGGGACCCUUUGAGGAGCUGUCAGCUGGUCACAUUGAUUUUAUUGCAUUUUACAGUAGGAUGUCAUUCAGAAACCUCAGGGGAACCUCUAUGCUGUUCUUCUUUUUUUAACAUUCAGUUUUAAUAGUGAUUGAUUACAAAUAAAAACACUUUUAUCCUUCAAA